AUGGUGGGGCUCCAAGCCAUCAAAUAUGAGAAGGGCAAACUACAAGUCCUAGAUCAGCUCAAGCUCCCCCACGAGUUUGUCUACGACGAUGUGUCGACGUGCGAGGAGGCAUUUGAUUGCAUCAAGGCAAUGCGUAUGAUGAAACCAGGUGCCCCAGCCAUUGCCAUCGUAGCUGCGCUUGCGUUGGCUGUGGAAUUAGAGCAUAAGAAAGACGCCACUGAGCAGAAACUUGAGACUGUCAAGUACAUAAAUUCCCGACUGGACUACCUCAUGGGAAGUCGACCCACUGCUGUUGAUCUAUCCAACGCUAUUAAGCUUCUCAAAAAGAAGACUCAAGAAGCUGCCGCAUCAUCUACUACUCCUGACCAGACCCUUGCGUGCUCUCAUGUUCGCCAAGCGUAUAUAGAGGUUGCGGAGAAGAUAUUGGAAGAUGAUCAUGCUACGAACUUGGCCAUUGGAAGAUAUGGAGCCGAGUAUCUUAGAUGGCAGCAGAUGCCAAUUUUAACACCCGUUAACGAGGACGACGAGUUGAGAUAUUUCACUACCAGUCCACCGGGUACGCAGGGGGCUCCUGAUAGGACUUACAGGAAGCUCAGUGUCCUAACACAUUGCAAUACUGGAUCCCUCGCAACAUCUGGCCACGGAACUGCCCUUGGAAUAAUCCGCAGCCUCCACAGGAUGAAUUAUCUCGAGCAUGCUUACUGCACCGAGACUAGGCCCUACAAUCAGGGCUCCCGCCUCACAGCCUUUGAACUAGUCUACGAGAAUAUCCCCUCAACAUUGAUCACCGAUUCCAUGGCCGGAGCUCUCUUUGCCCGGAAAAAGGAAGAAAUGAACAUAUCAGCUGUCAUCGUCGGCGCCGACAGAGUUGCUCGCAAUGGUGACACAGCCAACAAGAUUGGCACAUACACUCUUGCCGUCCUAGCACGAGCUCACGGUAUUAAAUUCGUAGUCGCCGCACCAACAACAAGUAUUGAUCUCGAGACGGAAUCCGGAGCUUCUAUCAAAAUCGAGGAUCGAGCUAAGAGUGAGUUGACGCAAAUCAGCGGCGCUGUAGUGGAUAAAGAUGGAAAGGUCGAUGUCAAUCACACUGCUCGGGUCGCGAUUGCGGAUCAGCGGAUUGAUGUAUGGAAUCCAUCUUUUGAUGUGACGCCCCAUUCCCUAAUCGAUGCGAUCAUCACCGAGAAGGGAGAAGUAGUGCGGAGUUCGAAGGGCACGUUCGAUUUUAAGGGGAUCAUGCCAGAAAGGUGGGCAGCUCAGGUUGACGGAGGUGAAGAAAGUAAAGAGGCAAACGGUGAUAUUGUUCCGACGUCAGUGAGCGAGGAAAGCACGCAGUUCCAGAUGGAACAUAUCUAG
Venustampulla echinocandica is the source of this 1356-nucleotide messenger RNA. Its product is annotated as Methylthioribose-1-phosphate isomerase. The coding region runs from base 1 to 1356 and encodes 451 amino acids. NCBI's taxonomy places the organism in Eukaryota, Fungi, Ascomycota, Leotiomycetes, Helotiales, Pleuroascaceae. The record is from RefSeq and is a predicted model, not a curated record. The transcript has 4 exons. Gene Ontology annotation, molecular function: S-methyl-5-thioribose-1-phosphate isomerase activity.